This is a messenger RNA of Penicillium expansum, 231 nucleotides long. RefSeq lists its product as uncharacterized. The record is from RefSeq and is a predicted model, not a curated record. The transcript has a single exon. The coding region runs from base 1 to 231 and encodes 76 amino acids. NCBI's taxonomy places the organism in Eukaryota, Fungi, Ascomycota, Eurotiomycetes, Eurotiales, Aspergillaceae.
AUGCCUGUCGAAUCCCAAAAUAUUUACGACAACCCCAGGGUUCUUCAUUCAGUACGGAAAUCUCCCUCGAUCUCAACACGGUCUGCUGGCCGCACCAGAAUGGCCUAUUCUGGAAGAUAUGAUCCUCAACCCCAAGUCCUCUCCCACAAAACUAUCAGAAACCCCUCUAUAAGGAUCUCGGGUCCUGGGCCUAGGGUGUGGUUAUGGCUGGUUCGUCUGCUGAGCCCGUGA